Messenger RNA from Phycomyces blakesleeanus NRRL 1555(-), 1620 nucleotides. RefSeq lists its product as hypothetical. The transcript is spliced from 9 exons. Bases 1 to 1620 code for a protein of 539 amino acids. The record is from RefSeq and is a predicted model, not a curated record. Gene Ontology annotation, molecular function: CoA-ligase activity. Lineage: Eukaryota; Fungi; Mucoromycota; Mucoromycetes; Mucorales; Phycomycetaceae. Gene Ontology annotation, biological process: secondary metabolic process.
AUGUAUUAUUCACUCGAGCCAAACAGAGAAUAUCCGCAUCAAAGUGUAUUUGAGGCUCUUUUUGAAGGAGAAACAACUGUACCAGGCGAUAAGAAAUUGCUUAUUGACUCUGAUAAUCCGGAAAAUUACCUUACACGAGAUGCCUUGAAGAGAGACAUUCUUUUGUUUGCACAAGGUCUCAAAGAUAAAUUUGACUUUAGGUCUGGAGACAUUCUGGCAAUAUGUGCUCCAAAUCAUCUGGACUGCCCUAUUGCUCUACAUGGCCCUACUGUUAUUGGUGCAAUUACUGCUUGUAUACAGUCUGAAGAAGGCUCUAAAAAUAUACUGAAAGAUAUGAGCAUUGCAAAGCCCAAACUAGUUAUUGCUCAUAAGGAGACACUUCAAGAUAUAAAAUUUGCAGCCAACAGCCUCGGACUGGAAGACACGAGAAUCCUUUUGUUCGGCAAUGAGGCUAUCAAUGGGAUCAAGCCUUUUCGUGAUGUAUUAAUGAACCACUCGACAUUGGCUACUCCGAUAAGAUUCACGCCAAGUGAACUUAAAACACUACCUGCCUACCUUUACUAUACAUCCGGAACCACAGGCCCAAAGAAAGCUGUAGUAAUUACAAACGCUAUUGUGAAUGCUAUAUUUUAUACAAGAGCCCCAUGGAUUACUCCAGGCGUUCGCUUCUUAUCCUAUGGAAGCAAUGCACACUGUAGUUCUUUAAUUAUAUCCUUAUCGGGAUGUAUCAGAGAUGGCACAGAAGUUUAUAUAAUGAAAUCUUUUACACUAAAGCGAAUGUGUGAAGCAGUACAACGAUACAAGAUCCAUUCUCUUGUAAUUCAUCCUUGGGUAGCCUCUGCACUAGCAAAAGAGCUGUUUGUGGAAAAUUAUGAUUUGUCUUCUCUACAUGCUUCUUUCUCGGUGGGCUCAGCAUUAGAUCCUAUGACAGUAGUUCAGUUUAAAAAGCGUUUCGGGAUUACGCUAUGUACUUUAUACGGAAUGACAGAGUGUAUCUCGUCAUUUGUAGGUUCCUCAGUGGCAAUGGAAAGAGGAUCCCUCGGUACACUAUCCCCUGGAUUUGAAGCCAAAAUUAUUGAUGAAGAUAAUAAAGAAUUCGCUUUAUUAGAAGUUACUGAAGGAUCUGUGGGUGAGCUCUGUAUCAAAAGCCAUUCAAUUACACCAGGAUACUAUAACAAUCAUGAAGCAACUGCAGCAUUAAUAGACAAGGAUGGUUUCCUUCACUCUGGUGAUAUAUUCAGAGUAGACCCACAAGGAUAUUUUUAUUACGUUGGUCGACAAAAGGAUAUGAUCAAAUACUACAGCUAUCAAAUAUCCCCUUCAGAUAUUGAAGAUAUUCUGAUCUCGCACCCUUAUAUCUCCGAAUGUUGUGUAGUUGGGUUCUACAGCAGCAAAAUAUCUACUGAAGUCCCAAAAGCAUUUGUUGUCGUUGCGCCUUCUCAGAGAGAUUUUAUUACAGCAAAUGAACUUAGAGCCUAUGCGGACGAUCGACUACCUGAUCAAAUGCAUCUUAGAGGAGGUGUUAUACUUAUAGAUUCACUUCCAAGAUCCGCAGUAGGAAAGGUUCUACGCAAUUCUCUUCGACAUCAAAUGGGACAGCGCACAGUGAAUGCUAAUUGA